Molecule: messenger RNA, 1538 nt
Organism: Botrytis cinerea B05.10
Lineage: Eukaryota; Fungi; Ascomycota; Leotiomycetes; Helotiales; Sclerotiniaceae
Gene: Bcyop1
Product: Bcyop1
Exons: 4
Coding region: 565-1053 (162 amino acids)
Source: RefSeq, a predicted model, not a curated record
GGGUGAAGUAUCGAUUGUACAGUUGGCACAUCCAAAUCUUCCCGACCAGUAUCUACCAAUAGAAGGAGACAGAAUAUAAAACCCUAAUCGUGGGGCAGGUCCAUUCCACAUUCCUCCGAAGCAUUCUACCAACUUCCGUACUCGAGAGACGAAGAAGAUAAGAACUUUCAAGACCUUCAUACGGCAGCAGGCUGCCUCGAGUAAUGCCUUUGAAGAGCAUGUAAACCCCUUUGUAACGAGCAGAAUAGGAUUGUUUGAAUGCAUUCAUAAAUUCCAUGUCUGUGAAGCAGUCUGCUCUUUGUGUUUUGAUAGAAAAGCGAUGGUGUCGACCCCCGCUCCUGAUCGGUUGUCAAAAUUGUCCAAGCUUUUCCGGCCAGUUCGUCAUUUCAUAGUAGCGAAGUACUGUAGCGUCAGAACAAAGGAACACAUUUUGCCCAACCAUUCUCUUUCCUCAAAAGUUGUCCCACAACACAAAUAACAAUAAGCUCCUCGAAAUUUGCACUCGCAAAAGCCGCAUACAUCUCAACAAUCCUCAGAAAGCCUUCGCAGCACACAUCUUGCAAAAUGUCGUUCCAAGACAAAGUCCAGGGAACCAUCGCCCAAAUUGAUAAGGAACUCUCCAAAUACCCAACCUUGAACAACCUCGAGAAGCAAAGCAACGUUCCUAAGGUAUAUGCUUUCUUGGGUGUCAUUGCAUUCUACUUCUUUUUCAUCUUCUUCAACAUCGGAGGCCAGCUCCUCACCAACCUUGCGGGAUUUGCUCUUCCAGGGUACUACUCUUUGGACGCUUUGUUCAGUGCUGGAAGGGCGGACGACACUCAAUGGCUCACGUACUGGGUUGUCUUUGCUUUCUUGACUGUAUUUGAAAGCAUCUUCACCGUUGUUUACUGGUUCCCUUUCUACUACACCUUCAAGUUCAUUCUCGUUUUGUGGCUGGCACUCCCAAUCACCAGCGGUGCCCAAAUCGUAUUCCGCUCCGUCAUUUCACCAGUCUUCUCCAGAUACUUCUCUGGAGCUUCCAAGGUCAGCGCUGCCACAGACAAGUCCUUGUAAUGGACCAACAAGCGUGGACCACUAUCGUGCUGCCGAAUUCAUUCAUCUAAGCAAUAUAUGGGCGGAAUAGCGGGAACAUGCGUAAAGCUACAAAUGAAGAGUGUAGGUGUCAGACUAUAGGGGGGUGGUGUCUUGAGCCGUGGACGUUGAAGGUGGAGUCGCAAAUGCCAACCAUGAUGCUGGGGAAUAUUGCAACGAAUUUCUUAUCAUAUAUGGGAUAGUCCAGGGGCUCUGUUGAUAUGACCUGAGAUUUACCAAGAUUCUCGUGAUUCUUUUUUGAUGCAGAUUAAUAGGAUAUAUGAUAGAGGACGUUAUCGUUGACUAGUUUAUUUAGUUGGUAUAUAUGAUAUGACAAUGAGGAGAUGAGAUUGAUAAGAUUCGUGCUUCACAAUCAUCUGGGAAUGCUCAGAGACAAAUCUGUAAUCUGUAUUUUCGCUCUUGGGAGCUUUGUUUUGUACGCCGUCGUGACUGCCAUAAAUGCCAUA